CGGCCGCUCUCAGGACCCGAGCUGCCCGCUGCUGUGCCGGUGUGCAGCGGGCUACAACGGCUCUCGUGCCUCCGUCAGGUGUUGCCGACAGAACUCGCUUUUUCCCUCGCAGACUUUCGUCUGCAGCGUACGGCUUGGCGCGGCCGUCGGCCCCAAAGCAGCGUCCUGAAAGCGAGCGAUAGGAGCAGGCGGCGUCGCGGGCAGCCCACGCCGGGGGUCCUGCGGCGAUCGCUCCCCCCCGCAGCCCACGUGGGUAGAGGCUUCCAGAAGAGCCGCGGCACCUCACGCCCCGUCCUUCGCCGCUCCGCCAUGAUCAGCGCCAGCCGUGCCGCCGCGCGCCUCCCCCUGCUGCUGCCGCGGGGCGGCCCCGGGCCCGCCGUCCCUGGGCUGGCGCAGACUUUCUGGAAUGGCCUCAGUCAGAAUGUCCUCAGAGCGGCAGCGAGCAGGAAAUAUGCCUCAGAAGCAAUUAAGGGUGCCGUUAUUGGAAUCGAUUUGGGUACAACAAACUCCUGUGUGGCUGUUAUGGAAGGUAAACAAGCCAAAGUGCUGGAGAACUCUGAAGGUGCCAGGACAACGCCUUCGGUUGUUGCCUUCACAGCUGAUGGUGAGCGUUUGGUCGGAAUGCCAGCCAAGAGGCAGGCAGUAACUAAUCCUCAUAACACCUUCUAUGCUACCAAGCGGCUCAUCGGGCGGCGCUUUGAUGACUCUGAAGUGAAGAAGGAUAUUAAAAAUGUUCCAUUUAAAAUUGUCCGUGCCUCCAAUGGUGAUGCCUGGGUAGAGGCCCAUGGGAAGCUGUAUUCUCCAAGCCAAAUCGGUGCCUUUGUACUAAUGAAGAUGAAGGAGACUGCAGAAAACUACCUGGGGCACCCAGCAAAGAAUGCUGUGAUUACAGUUCCUGCUUAUUUCAAUGAUUCUCAGAGACAGGCUACGAAAGAUGCUGGGCAGAUCUCUGGCCUAAAUGUUUUAAGGGUGAUUAAUGAACCAACUGCAGCUGCUCUUGCCUAUGGUCUGGAUAAGUCUGAAGACAAAAUCAUUGCAGUUUAUGACUUGGGUGGUGGCACUUUUGAUAUUUCCAUUUUGGAAAUCCAGAAAGGAGUCUUUGAGGUGAAGUCAACCAAUGGUGAUACUUUCUUAGGUGGAGAAGAUUUUGACCAGGCUUUACUACAGUAUAUUGUUAAAGAAUUCAAGAGAGAGACAGGUGUUGACCUGACUAAAGACAACAUGGCCCUUCAGAGGGUGAGAGAAGCAUCAGAGAAAGCAAAGUGUGAGCUUUCUUCAUCUGUGCAGACGGAUAUUAACUUGCCAUACCUUACUAUGGAUGCCUCUGGACCAAAGCACUUGAACAUGAAACUGAGUCGCUCGCAGUUUGAGGGCAUUGUAGCAGAUCUGAUCAAAAGGACAGUAGCACCAUGCCAGAAAGCCAUGCAGGAUGCUGAAGUCAGCAAGAGUGACAUUGGUGAAGUUAUCCUCGUCGGUGGCAUGACCAGAAUGCCAAAGGUGCAACAGACUGUGCAGGAUUUGUUUGGCCGUGCUCCUAGCAAAGCAGUUAAUCCUGAUGAAGCCGUUGCUAUUGGUGCAGCUAUUCAAGGUGGUGUGUUAGCUGGUGAUGUUACUGAUGUGCUGCUGCUGGAUGUGACUCCCCUCUCCUUAGGGAUCGAGACACUGGGGGGUGUCUUCACAAAGCUCAUCAACAGGAAUACUACCAUACCAACCAAGAAGAGCCAGGUGUUUUCUACUGCUGCGGAUGGGCAGACACAAGUGGAGAUUAAAGUAUGCCAGGGAGAGAGAGAGAUGGCCAGUGACAACAAACUUCUUGGCCAGUUCACCUUGGUUGGGAUUCCUCCAGCCCCACGUGGGGUGCCCCAGAUUGAGGUCACUUUUGACAUUGAUGCUAAUGGUAUCGUUCAUGUGUCAGCCAAGGACAAAGGCACUGGACGUGAACAGCAAAUUGUUAUCCAGUCUUCUGGUGGCCUUAGCAAAGAUGAAAUUGAGAACAUGGUGAAGAAUGCAGAGAAAUAUGCAGAGGAAGACAGACGAAGAAAGGAACGUGUGGAAGCUGUAAACCUGGCUGAAGGCAUCAUCCAUGAUACAGAGUCUAAGAUGGAGGAAUUCAAGGAUCAGCUGCCAGCAGAUGAGUGCAACAAAUUGAAGGAAGAAAUUGCUAAAAUGAGAGAACUUCUGGCUCGUAAAGACACUGAAACAGGAGAAAAUAUUAGGCAGGCAGCAACCAGUCUGCAGCAGGCUUCCUUGAAACUCUUUGAAAUGGCAUACAAGAAGAUGGCCUCGGAACGAGAGAGUUCUGGAAGUUCAGGAGAUCAGAAGGAAGAGAAGCAAUAAGAAGUCUGUCUUACCUUGAUGAGAGUACAAAGAAGAGGUGGAUAUUCUUGGUGCUUGGGAGAGAAGGGACCUUCCUGAGCAGAAAUGGGCAGAAUUCAGACUUACUGUGUUUUUGCAGUAUUCUAUAUAUAAAAUUCUUAAAUGUAUAAACUUAGUGAUGUGUCUGCUAGAUAAAUUGUCACAUGAUGAAAGUUAAUUCAUGCAAGAUGAAGUUCUAAGUGUUUGGCCCUGUGGUAUUCAACUGAGGCUCAUGGGGACUUGCUAAGCAUUUAAUUCUGAUACUUGACACAAUGGUGUGCUACAUCUGAUAUCAAAGUUUGGAAACCAUGUUAUUAAAUCAGAAGGUGGAGAUUGAAAUUCUGGUGGAUCCUCCUUGUGGAUCUGAGUACUUGUGAACAGGUAAUAAAGCCUGCAAACAAUGCAGUGAUAAGGCUGGUUAUGUUGCUAGAGAAUAUACAGAUCUGCAGCUAGGUUAGCACCCUCAUUCUGACAGAGAUGGGUUACUUCAAAUGUAGUUGUAACACUUCUUACAGAAGAGGCCAUGUGGAAGUUGCAUACUUUACUUGUCUGAGCCUUCUGCUCCAUCCUGUGUCUGUUCUUUGCUUAUGGCAAAACAAUUUCCUGGAUAAUAAAACUGUUAUUGGAUC
Phasianus colchicus (ring-necked pheasant) is the source of this 2984-nucleotide messenger RNA. RefSeq names its product heat shock protein family A (Hsp70) member 9 (gene HSPA9). Gene Ontology annotation, biological process: protein folding. Gene Ontology annotation, molecular function: ATP binding; ATP-dependent protein folding chaperone. NCBI's taxonomy places the organism in Eukaryota, Metazoa, Chordata, Aves, Galliformes, Phasianidae. The record is from RefSeq and is a predicted model, not a curated record.